UAUUUGGUAAGGACCGUGUGUCUCGCUAAGCCUCAUUGAUACGUCUGUUGAAAAACGUGGUCAUAUCGAACCAGUAUGAUUUCCAAUACUAGGAAAAUAAGAAAUAAGACUUUGGUCGUAAACUUUCUAUUCACCCUCUGUUUUCUGAAUGGAAUCGAAAGCCUGUCGAUCACUAGUCUCUCUGUACCCCAGGUGGUUGAAAAUGGUACUAAAGAGUAUGUCGACCUAGAUUGUGUGUAUAACUUCACAGAAGAAGACGAUCAAUUAGUGGUCAAGUGGUACCACAACGAUGAUCCUAAUCCUAUUUAUCAGUGGAUACCUGAACUUAAUUCUCGACGAGUGUCAGAGAAAUUUCAAGAUCGAGUUGACAUGAAUUUUACUGUUUCUCCGUCUGGUAAAUUCACAAAAUAUCGUGGUCUUCGGAUUCUGAAUCCUACCACAGAAUUUAGCGGCAAGUACUCCUGUCACGUGGUAUCUUUAAAUGGCAUCGAUGACGCAGCUAAAAACAUGAUAGUUUAUGCUCCAGGAAAAAUGACGAAGUUCAACUACACGAAGGCUUCACCGGAAGUAGCAAUUUUCACAUGUGAAGUAGAUCAGAUAUAUCCUCAACCCCAGGUGAACCUGUUUCAGUUGUCACCAGAAGAAAGAAAGCCAAAACCACUUGAAAAUACUCCAACUAAAAUAGAGAUGAAUAACGGAUCGUAUCGUAUACUUGUUACUAGAGAAAUUAAAGACAGUGAACUUCCGUCCGACGGCGCUACAACUUUCGAAUGCGUCAUUUUGAUACCGCAAAUAAACCAUCAAGAACACAGAAGCAUCAAGUAUUUCCCAGGAAAACAAGCAGGCCAAUCUGAAGAAUUAGGGUCGUUAGGAAAUCGUCGAGCAGUGGCAGUCGAUGGUUCACCAGGUGACGCUCCUAGACUAAGCCAAACGUGGAUUUUUCUCCUAGUUUGUUCAGCGUGUCUGUUCAUGAGGAAUUAUUCAUAGCUAAAUGGUGAUAUAAAGGUGCUCUGUCUGCAGCAAAUCACGCCCUGUUCAAACCUCAACGGUGAAGCAAGAAAUAUGCUACUUACCUCCCGCCAUCUAGUAUUAGAGUUUUAAACAAAGAAUUGCAGAGAAUAAUUUAAUAUUCUGUCAACUAACGAAAUGCAUUAUGUUAGAAUAAUAUAUACAUCGUUGACGUGAAAUAUACACCUGCCGAUAUGCAUAUUUUAGACUAAGCUGUUAUCAUAAUUAUGUUUGUUUGUUUGUAUUUUUCUUAUGUAUAUUUAUAUUCAUGUACCUUAUAAGAAAUUAGCCUUCCCUUAUUUACUUAACGAUUUAUGUGAACAGAGCGUUGGUUCAGUUUGACAAAUUAAAGUAUUCAUUGCCUUGAACAUCAACUUUGAAAAGCGAAGAACGCGGAUAAAACGUAAGAAGUAAAAACGGAAGAAACACUAAACACUUUUUCAUUUUAAAACCUUGUAAAAAUGAUGAUAGAAAAAUAACUUUGUAUAUAAUUUUAUUUUGUGUGAGAGUAACUUUAUUUCAAUCUAUUAUUGAAAUUUUAGGCCUCAAGCUAGUCAAGCGAUGAAUUGCGUUUUAGAUUUUGAGCUUGUAGUGGUUAAAUAAUAACAAAACGAGAGUUUACGUUUCAUAACAUUUCAGCACUCUUUCACUGCUUACUAUUUAGAUGGUUACGUAAUCAGGCCACUUUUGUGUGUGUGUGUGUCUGUUGAGUUGACAACUUGUAUUCCUAUUUGGCUAGUAAUUAUUUAAGUCUUCGACGCUGUAACUUAAAUUUUCAAUUUCUCAGCAGACGAGAAUUUUGUCUAUAUUUCGUUUUGUACUUGUUUAAACUAAAACUGACAUAUACUCAAAUAUUCAAUUACGACAACUUAUGCAAUAAAUUUUAAAAAUACAAACAAGAUCAACGUUAAAAAUGCACAAUAAAAGUUUAUUUGGUCGAUGGACAAAACUAAAAAGACUACGUGUUUCAGUAUGUUUACGCUGCCAUCAUCAGGAGUAAAAACCUACGUAACAGGCAGGUAGUUUUAUAAAGAAAAGGUUUAAUUCAUUGUAAUUUAUAAAGGUGGUAUGAGUAUUAUACACAAGAAGUCAAUAUUUAUUUUCAAAAUUGCGCAUUAUCAUCAGCUAAUCAUUCAUCUGUAUUUAACAAAUAAUUAUUUAUUUUACAGCAUAAAAUUUCUAUUGAUUCGAUAAUAUUCAAUUCACUUUGAGUAUUAGAUUCAUUUAAAAUUGUUGUUUCAUGACAUUGUAUUGAAUAAGCUGUUUCAACAAUGUUUGUUACAUACAUAAUUUUAUGAUCAUUAAGACGAUAUUUCAAAUUACGUUUAGUUUGAC
Messenger RNA from Limulus polyphemus (Atlantic horseshoe crab), 2343 nucleotides. RefSeq lists its product as uncharacterized. Lineage: Eukaryota; Metazoa; Arthropoda; Merostomata; Xiphosura; Limulidae. The coding region runs from base 76 to 987 and encodes 303 amino acids. The transcript has 7 exons. The record is from RefSeq and is a predicted model, not a curated record.